Messenger RNA from Nestor notabilis (Kea), 260 nucleotides. RefSeq names its product kappa-type opioid receptor-like. The annotation marks the transcript as partial. The transcript has a single exon. NCBI's taxonomy places the organism in Eukaryota, Metazoa, Chordata, Aves, Psittaciformes, Psittacidae. The record is from RefSeq and is a predicted model, not a curated record.
AUGGGUGCUCCGGUGCAGAUUUUCCGGGAAGAGCUGGGCUCCACCUGCUCCCCAGGGCCCUGUCGUCCCCCCAGCACCAGCAGCAGCUGGCUCCUGGGCUGGGCAGACUAUGACAGCAAUGCUACUGGGGCCUUCGGGGAUGCCCAGCACAACCACACCAGCAUCUCCCCUGCCAUCCCCAUCAUCAUCACUGCUGUCUACUCCGUGGUCUUCGUUGUCGGUUUGGUGGGAAACUCUCUGGUCAUGUUUGUCAUCAUAAG